AUGGCUGUAGUGCUUCCAACUGAAUUAAAGCGUAUUGAGCCUUUUAUUAAGCGUGCUGAAGAGAUGGAAAACGUUGAUAAACUGGUUUUUUACUAUUGUAGUUUUUGGGCUGCUAAGUUGGGACUUGAGAUGGAGCUGAAAACAAAGGAGUCUGAAGCAUAUCUUGAAUGUGUUGUUGAAAAGCUUGAACGGAUUAAAGAGGACCCUGUAUAUCAAUCGAAAAUUCAAGAUGAAGCAGCGGGCAAGGCAUAUAUGAAGAAGUUUUCUGAGGAAGUCUUUAGAAAUGCAGAUGAAGAUAUACGAAUGAAACGUAUUUCUCCUCAAACCUCUAAAGGAUUUUUAGCAGCAGUCAAUUUUUUUGAGGUGAUGAGAAUAUGGGGAGAAUUGAGUCAAGAUGUGCUUUAUAAAAUUAAAUAUGCUAAGAAGUGUGCAAUUGACAUUAUCAAGGUUUAUCGGAGUGGGAAAGAUCCAAAUGAUGUAUUAUUUGAUGCAAAAGAUGAUUCAGAGUUAGUGUUAUUGCCAGAAAAAGAAUUGCUAAAUGCUUCUGAAAAAACAGUGGAUAGGAAUAGUUUAUCAAAAGAUCUCUUGUCAAACUCCGAUGAUAGAGAGAUAAAGUUAUCUACAGAGGAUUCAUUAUCUUUGAAAAACAUAGAAACUUUUGAUCUAUGUACAAAAAAGGUUGAAGAAAAUAAAGAAGCAUCGAGUGAAAUGUCUUGUAUUUCUACUUCCAAUAUACAGAUUAUUGAAAAUAGAAUUGAAAAGAUUGAAAAAGCGCAAAAGCAUGCAAGAUGGGCAAUUAGUGCUUUGAAUUUUGAAGACCUUAAAACAGCAACUCAUGAAUUGAAACUCGCUUUAGCCCUUCUUGAGUCUAUAUAA
Messenger RNA from Pneumocystis jirovecii RU7, 876 nucleotides. RefSeq lists its product as uncharacterized. Gene Ontology annotation, biological process: late endosome to vacuole transport via multivesicular body sorting pathway. The transcript has 5 exons. Lineage: Eukaryota; Fungi; Ascomycota; Pneumocystomycetes; Pneumocystales; Pneumocystaceae. The record is from RefSeq and is a predicted model, not a curated record. The coding region runs from base 1 to 876 and encodes 291 amino acids. Gene Ontology annotation, cellular component: multivesicular body.